CCCGAGCUUCCUCCUCCGCUCCGAUUUUAAAUUUCGAAACCCCCUCCUGCUUCUACCUAAACCUCGCCCCCCCUUCUCCGUCUCCUUCUCUGGCUGCCUGCCACUGGGCGCACGCGGCACGCACGACGCAAUCAGCUCCGCGAGGCGGAUGAAACCUCGGCUCCGCAGCUCGGAGAUUCCGUGCCAGCUGGGGAAGGGGACGCGGUGAGGAGGAGGAGGAGAUGGGGUGCUUGUUCGACUGCUUCCGGGUGGCCGGCGGCGAGCCGAGAGCCGGGCGCUCCCGUGCCCAUCUCGUGUCCUCCGUGGCCCCGGCCGCUAAUCUCAAGUUUGCCGAGAGGAGGGGGAAGCCGUCCAGGAACGCGCUCUCCGCCGUGUUUUUGCGCGAAGAUGACGGAUCGCGUGCUGCGAGCUCAGGGACGAACCACGGCGCUGAUAGGCAAAAGGUGGAUCGGGAGCUCAUGCACGAGGUCACUUCCCUCAAAAACGGUGGUGUGCAGUUGGAAACUCCAAAGGAAAUUAGAAAAGGGCCUGAAAGCACGGAUCCAGUUUACCAGACUGAAACACAUUCAGCACGGCUACCUGCCUUUUGUGAAAACUUGGAUCUCAUGGAAGUGCUGAAGGCUGAGGAUUGCCAAACUCCUCCAGGGUCUCAUCAGAGCUCCCAUUUACCAGAUGCUAUGAGCUCUUCUUGGAAAGGUUGUGAUGCAUCAAGUCAGCACGAUCCCCAACCUGUGAGUAAGAGCAUAGAAUCAUGCAGGGUGAAUAAUGAGUCUGUGAUUGACUCUGUGAUCCAGUUACCGACCUUAGAUUCAUGCUCUUCCAAGUCUUCACCCUUUUCAACUCCUUCAGAAGUGAAUGCUGAGAUACAGCUCCCAGCUACUACUCAUGCACCUAACUUGGAAGAGGUUAGGAAUGAGAACAGUACUAGGGCUUCUUCGCAGCAUUUAUAUGAAGCUCUGAAUCCUGUUGAAGAUUUCAAAAAUUCUGAAGUGUUGAAAGAAGACCCCUGUCAGCCAGAUAUAUCAGAUGAGAAUCUAAAAUGCGCAAACAAUGGCAGUCUGAUCUCGAUUGAACUUUCAAUGUCUGAUGAAUGUUCCCUGUUUCAGAACUCUGAUGGUUCUGCAUCAUCAUGUAACAAGAUAAGUGAUAGCAUGAACACAGCUUCCGCAGAUAAUUGCGUCGCCUCUGAGGCAACAGUUCUUGACAGCAGAAAGAAGGUGACUACAAACAGUGGUUCAGAUGUGGAACUCCCAAGCCUAUCCCAGUGGUUAAAGCCUCCAAAUCCUAGAAAGGUGAUCAUGGAUGGGACCGAUACAAGCGACAGAGUUCAUUCUGCUAAGAGUUCUGAAGAGGAUAGGCCUAUCAUUGGAAUGGUUGCAGCUCACUGGAAAGACGGAGAGCCAGAGAAUUUUACUCCUAAAUGGUUCGAUGGAAAUGGCAUUCCAAACUCAACAAAUAAGUACAAAGAAGACCAGAAGGUGAGUUGGCAUGCGAUGCCAUUCGAGGAGAGGCUUGAAAAGGCUUUAUCUGAAGAGAAGUUGCUUUCCCAAAGGAAAUGCUCCAGCGGAAAUACAUCACAGUUUUCAGGUGUAGAAGGUGAGGAAAGUGAUACUGCUGCAUCCAACCAUCUAUAUGUCACUGCUUUUACAUGAUAUUUGGUCUGCAAAGAGUUAUGGAGCAUCAAGUUAAUAUGGUUUUCUUGCUGCCACAUUCGUGAUUGAUGGCUUCUGCACAGUUCUGUUCCCCUCUACUGUCCUUCAGUAGGUGGCUCUCAGGAACAAUAUUUUUGUCGGUUACUAUGUAUUGAUGAACCAAUGUUCCAAAACAAAUCAACAUGGUUGAUUUCAUAUAUAAUUGGUAUCGAGAUUCUCAACUUGUGCU
Molecule: messenger RNA, 1881 nt
Organism: Brachypodium distachyon (stiff brome)
Lineage: Eukaryota; Viridiplantae; Streptophyta; Magnoliopsida; Poales; Poaceae
Exons: 7
Coding region: 222-1652 (476 amino acids)
Biological process (GO): male meiosis II
Source: RefSeq, a predicted model, not a curated record